UUUACUUCUGCUGCAGUUUAGCUUCAAUGAACAAAUUCUCUCAUUAAGUUCUUAUGGUAAAAUACCAGGAAUCUUAAGGUAACCGUCACACUGCUAUAAUGACUGACAGUAGUCUUGAAAACAAUGAUGGAAUUAAAGACACCUGUAAAAUGGGAGGAGAAGAAGAAUUACAACUGGUUCCUGGAUUUCCAUCCAACCCUUCCAGUUCUGAAUUGUGGACCGACAAUUGUCUUUCCACCAGCAGGAAUAAAGAAGGCUUUCUGGAAAAACCACCUUUAUCUUACGUAGCCUUAAUUGCAAAGGCAAUUCUCUCCUCCCCUACAAAUAAGCUGAAUUUAGCUGCAAUUUACAAGUAUAUUGAGGAUAAUUUUCCUUACUACAGGAACAAAGAUCAAGGUUGGAGAAACAGUGUGAGACAUAACCUUUCACUAAAUGAUUGUUUUAUCAAAGUAGGAAGAUGUGAGGAUGGGAAAGGAAAUUACUGGAGCAUCCACCCAGCAAACUUAAAUGAUUUUGUUCAUGGGGACUUUAAGCAACACCGAAGAACACGAAAGCGAGGGCGUCAAAAGGAUUAUCUCUCUAUGAAUUACUUCAUGCCAUGGCAAAAUUGUUCCUGUUUAGCACCAAGUUCACUUUACCGAACACAUUCCUAUUUUCUGGACCCUGUUUGGAAAAUGCUUUAUGCUGACAGUCUGUAUUUUGCACAUGAAUAUCAAAAGUGGAAUGUUAAUUAUGGUUUCAGUAUAGGAAAGUUUUCACCUCUGAUACAGUUUGAUGAACCAAAGGGGAAUUAUAUGGAUUGGUUCUAUGGAUUACAUACUUCAUCAGCUACACAGCAGAAUAUUUUUCUAAAUGUUCAACAGUCAUUCCCUAAUUCCAUUUUUUUCUCCUCUGACAGUCAGCCGAAAAGUUAAGCAUUCAGCCACACUUGUGAGUACCAGAAAGAAUGUCACUUGCACUUGAAGUGCAGUAAUUUCAAAGGCAGCUGUAUUAAUGAACAUUUAUAUAGAUAUAAUGCCAUAAUAUAUAAUAGUGUGUGUGUGUGUGUGUGUGUGUGUGUGUGUGUAUAGAGAGAAUCUUACCUAGUUACAUAAGCCAAUGAUUAGCAAUGAUUAUGAACUAGAGUAUUAGCUUUUGCAAUUAUAACAAUUAGUGCGCUUUUAAAAAAAUUUCUACUUGUACAUCAUUGGUGUUGUAUAGCCUAUAAAGCAUAAGAGUAAAUCAAAUAUGACUGAUCACUCAACAGAACUAAACUAGAAUUGCCCUAUACCAGUAAUACUGAUAUAUAAUGCCAUGCUUUUUUAAACUGAUGCCAAUAUACAUGGAUGUAUGUAAUAUGCUUACAUUUACUAAAAAAAAUCAUGUAUAGUAAUAAAUAUUACCAUAUAUUCCCUUCCCCAUUGCUGAUAUUUCUGAAAUGCUAUAAUUAUCACAUACAUUUUAAAAUACUACAUGAAUUACCCUUCUGAAAAUUGUAUUUGAUAUUGUUAGGCAAGACUCGCUUUAUAUUAUUUAUGGUCUGGCAGAUUAUGUUUGACAGGCACCAUACAUUUAUACAGGUCUUUAUU
Messenger RNA from Trachemys scripta elegans, 1568 nucleotides. RefSeq names its product forkhead box protein D3-A-like. Gene Ontology annotation, molecular function: DNA-binding transcription factor activity, RNA polymerase II-specific; RNA polymerase II cis-regulatory region sequence-specific DNA binding. The transcript has a single exon. The record is from RefSeq and is a predicted model, not a curated record. NCBI's taxonomy places the organism in Eukaryota, Metazoa, Chordata, Testudines, Emydidae. Bases 99 to 914 code for a protein of 271 amino acids. Gene Ontology annotation, biological process: anatomical structure morphogenesis; cell differentiation; regulation of transcription by RNA polymerase II.